CUCGUCUCAUUUGCUACACGAGUCUCCGGCCCGUGCACAUGGCACAUGAAGUCGUUCGUCAGCAAAACAGUGCAAAUGCAAUAUACCGUUGUACCUGCCAGCGAAAAGGACAUCCGUUGCGUAGGAAGUUUGAGAGUUUGUUGAUGGUUACCGUACUUUGGACAUUUCAUCAUGGCUGACGAAGAGCACGAAAAGGCCUACACCUGGGAAGGUGAUUAUGAAAAAACUUGGGAAGCUCUUCGAGAGGAUGAGCAUGGCUCCUUGCAGACGACGAUUGAUGACAUCCUCCAUCGAGCCAAGCGGAGACGGUUGCUGGAGCGACCUCCCAACAUCCGGCUGGGCAUGAUGAGGCAUCUGUACGUGGUGCUGGACAUGUCACGUUCCAUGGAAGAUCCCGACUUCAGACCAAGCCGGCUUCACUGCACUAUCAAGCUGUUGGAGACAUUCAUUGAAGCAUAUUUUGACCAGAAUCCAAUAAGCCAGAUUGGUUUUAUAACCACGAGCAACAUGAGGGCUGAGAAACUCACAGAACUCGGAGGAAAUCCCAAGCGACACGUCGCCGCCUUACACAAAUGCAAAGACAAGCCGUGUUCCAAGGAACCGUCGCUACAGAACGCGCUGGACAUGGCUGCGUCAUCGCUCAGACACAUGCCGGGCCAUGCCAGCCGGGAAAUCCUCAUCAUUAUGGGAAGCUUGGUCUCCUGUGAUCCCGGAAACAUCCAUUUAACUAUCAAGGCAAUGAAGGAACUCAACAUUCGCUGCUCUGUGAUUGGUCUAGCUGCAGAGGUCAGGAUAUGUCGCAAGCUGUGCACAGUCACACAAGGAACUUAUGGAGCCCUUGAUGAGAGCCACUUUCGAGAAUUACUGAAAGAACACACUAAUCCACCACCAGCUACAGUCAAUACAGAACCGGCUCCGAUCCGAAUGGGUUUUCCUCAGCAUGUGUUGCACACAGAGAAGGACAAAGCAGAGAAGCCCUCAAUGUGCAUGUGUCAUCUAGAUUCCAAGGAUCACACAGGGUUUGGUUCCAGUGGUUAUUUCUGUCCCCAGUGCCGGAGCAAAUACUGCGAGUUGCCCGUCGAAUGCAAAGUUUGUGCUCUGACGUUAGUCUCCGCCCCCCACCUCGCCCGCUCCUUCCAUCACCUUUUUCCGCUCGCAGACUUUGUGGAGGUUCAACGGGAAAUGAUCGAUGCCGGAGAUCAGCUCUCCUGUUUUGCAUGCCAAGUUGAACUCAAAGACGACACAGUUUUCCAGUGUUCUACGUGUGAACGCCCCUUUUGUUUAGACUGUGAUCUGUUUAUACACGAGUCCCUCCACUCAUGCCCUGGCUGUGCGAGCACGAGGUCCGAGCUGUCCAGGGGAGGCUCGCAGGCUCAUCACCUCAAGAGGUGAGGGAGAAAACCUCAAGGAAACCUCACUGACCACCACUGGAAACCUCACUGGGAACCUCAACGGAAACCUCACUUGAAACCAUUCAGAACCUCAAUGGAAAGUGCUGGAAACCUCACUGGAAACCAUUGGGAACCUCAAGGAAACCUCGCUGGACACCUCCCUGGGGAACGAAAAUCCUCAACGGUUACCAAUUUUUAAAAUUAGUCUGGGGUGCAUAUGUUUCUACAUUUUCCAGUAAUACUUGGAAUGAGCACGUGCAUUGAAUGGGCUCUUUAAGGGGAGGUUCAGAGGUGCAUCACCUCAACAGGUGAAAACAAAACCUUGAGGAAAUCUCGCAGGAA
Molecule: messenger RNA, 1733 nt
Organism: Patiria miniata (bat star)
Lineage: Eukaryota; Metazoa; Echinodermata; Asteroidea; Valvatida; Asterinidae
Product: general transcription factor IIH subunit 2-like
Biological process (GO): regulation of transcription by RNA polymerase II; DNA-templated transcription; nucleotide-excision repair
Cellular component (GO): transcription factor TFIIH holo complex; transcription factor TFIIH core complex
Molecular function (GO): zinc ion binding
Source: RefSeq, a predicted model, not a curated record